This is a messenger RNA of Cutaneotrichosporon oleaginosum, 1660 nucleotides long. RefSeq lists its product as uncharacterized. NCBI's taxonomy places the organism in Eukaryota, Fungi, Basidiomycota, Tremellomycetes, Trichosporonales, Trichosporonaceae. Gene Ontology annotation, cellular component: periplasmic space. The record is from RefSeq and is a predicted model, not a curated record. Gene Ontology annotation, molecular function: lyase activity.
GGCCAAUUCCUCCCUCCCUUGACACUUGGACGCGCACUUCUCAACAUGGUUGCUGGCUACGCGCUGCUGGCAACUGCCCUCCUCGCCCUCCCCGGUGCCCAUGCCGUCGUCAACUAUGCCUCAGACUUUGUCGACCCAAGUUACAUUCUAGACUUCAAGUACGAGGCCCAGACUACACACGCCCAGCAGACCAUCGUGUCGUGGGCUAACAGGCUCGGUCGCAGCCGCCCAUGGAGCGUCCUUAACAAGCCUUACCUCGCCCCCACCAACGACCCACACGACUACAUGAGCUGGGCCCCCUACUACUGGCCAGACUGCAGCAAUGCCGGCAACACUUCCGUCUUGGCUGUAGAUGAGAUGUUCAAGACUUGCUUGUACUCUAACCACGAUGGCGCCCUCAACCCCGAUGCUCGUCUUGUCAACAACAUCGGCGACUUUGACGAAAUGUCCAAUGCCAUCUUUUACGCGUCCAUGGCAUGGGGUGUGACCCGUUCAAAGACGUACUCUCACCGCGCAGCCUCCCUUAUCGACUCGUGGUUCCUCCAUGAAAAGUCGUACAUGAACCCCCACCUUAACUAUGCCCAGUUGAAGGGCGGUCCAGCCGUUCGCGACCAGAUGGGUCGCCACACGGGUGUCCUCGACCUCAAAGGUAUGAUCAAGAUUGCCUCGGGCGCGCUGCUCCUUCGCCAGGGUAACGCCGAAGGAUGGAACGCGACUAUUGACGGGCGCUUCCAAACCUGGGUUUCCAACUACACCAACUGGAUUAAGAACUCGCCCAUCGCUCAGGACGAGGAGGCGUCGGUCAACAACCACGGCACCUUCUACUCGGCCCAGCUAGCCGCUCUUCAGCUCAUCACCAACGACACUCAGGAUGCCGCUGCCACCAUCCAGAAGUACUUUGACGGCCACUUCAAGCACCAGAUCAAGCUUGACGGCUCGCAGCCGUACGAGCUUAACCGUACCCGUCCUUACCACUACCUCGCAUACAACCUCGCCGCCAUGGUUACCGCCGCUCGCAUCGGCGAAUACGCCGGCAUCAAUGUAUGGGACACCAAGUCGGACGAGGGAGCAACCAUUCAGACUGCUUGCGACUUUGCCAUGAACUACGACCCAAAGAACGAACUGCCAGACGAGCUGUACCCUGUUGUCGCUGCCGUGGCCGCCCACUACGGCGACCCAGACGGCAAGUACUCUGGCUGGCUCAACCAGAAGACCAAUGGGCAGUACGUGACCGAGCCGUCCUUCUUCUGGACACAGCCGCUCUCCGAUUCCGGCAACGCCGUCCCAACAUUCGUCACAUUCGCGCGCGGCGGACGCACUGGCACUAUCACUCCCGGCACUCGACCAACAGGAGGCACGAGUGCCGCCUCGCGCCGCGCGUCUCUCCCACUCGGCGCCCUUGCCCUCCCCGCCGCGCUCUUCGCCCUCGCUGGCGCCCUCUACUCGCUCUUCUAAUUCAACACCGGCCGAUGCUGGACGUCUCGACAAGCCGAUCUUUCUUCUCAUGUAUAGUUGGACUGGCGGCCGCCUCCCAACGACUAUUCCCGUCUCAGGAUUCCAAGGACUCCCGGACAUUUCAUCAUACAAGCGCAUUUUCCGUAACAUAUCUCGCACGCCGAGCGCGUGGCUGAUGAGCAUGCAGUGCAUAUUCGAGGGCGCU